AGUGCUCCGACGAAGGACUAGCGUCCGAAACGUCAGUAAAUUUUUUCAUCUUUUCACGGUGUAUAAUUUACUUUUUCAUCAUUACCUAAUUUAGUUGACGUCACCUAUUCAACAGUGAGACUAAAAGCACUCUAAGUGGUGAUUCGAUCCAAGUUUAUUACGCGAUGAGAAUACGAACCCAAACUAUUGGUAAAAUAUUAGCGUUACUAAGUUUACUUUUAGUGAUAUUUUCGCUAAAGAUGCUUUUCGAAGGCGGUAAUCUACAUCGACCCUUCGAGACGACGGCGAUUCAGAAUAGCAAAAGCAUCUCUGAAGGAAAAGUAGUUGCCGUGACAGGACAGAUAGAGAAGCAAACACCCAGAAUCGAGUUUUCGUAUCGUAAAUCAAGGCAAUUUUCCCUCGAGACUGAGUUAAUGUCAUCCUACACAAUAAAGACUGCUACAAAUACAACGUGCUUGAGUCUAGGAACGAGAUUUUCUACUUAUGAUCGUUGUAUCUGCCGAAAAGGCUGGCUUGGGGAGUCAUGUAAUAUCCCUGAAAAAACCCUGAUAGAUAUAAAUAUCUACUGGUUAACCUUUAUGUUAAUGGCCGAAGACAAUGAUUAUUUCAGUAAUUCAAGAGAUUUAUUCACAUUGUUAAUGGCGGAAGAYAAACACAAACCUUCAUAG
Molecule: messenger RNA, 668 nt
Organism: Actinia tenebrosa (Australian red waratah sea anemone)
Lineage: Eukaryota; Metazoa; Cnidaria; Anthozoa; Actiniaria; Actiniidae
Product: beta-1,4-mannosyl-glycoprotein 4-beta-N-acetylglucosaminyltransferase-like
Biological process (GO): N-acetylglucosamine metabolic process
Cellular component (GO): membrane
Molecular function (GO): beta-1,4-mannosylglycoprotein 4-beta-N-acetylglucosaminyltransferase activity
Source: RefSeq, a predicted model, not a curated record